UCCCGCGUCUGUGCACAUGUGAAAGUUUGUUCCAGUCGGUCGCCCGUCUUGCGGUGCGUGUUUGGCGCGUCUUUCCAAACUUCUUCCCGCCUUAGAAGCCCCUUCUUGAAGACAAAACAUGAGCAGCAUGCUGAACUCAGACGUUGGUUCAAGCAACCACAAGGGAACGACAACAUACGACGUUUUUGUGGGCGGUCUGCCGGACACAGCUACAGACAGGCAAGUCAACACCAGGUACAAAGACUUUGGAGAGAUCCACUCCAUAGCCUUGAUCAAAGGGAAAUACCCGGGCACCAAAGUCGCGUUUGUGAGGUACUUCAGUAAGCUGGAUGCUGAGAAGGCUGUGCAAGAAACCAAUGGGGAGAUCUUUGAAGGCAAAUUUCUCAUGGUGAGGCGCACUCAGGUUCGGGAACAAUCAUCUGAGGAGAAUAACAACAGGCCUUUGCCAGGAAAAGGCAACUGGAACAUGAACAAGGAAAACCAGCGAAGGACUGUCACUGGAACAAAUGGGUCUAUGGCUGUGGCACAAGGGGGAAUUUCCCAGCUUGAGGAGAGGCAAGUGUUUGUGACCCAGGUUGAGGAUGUCUGCACAUUUUGGGGGCAGAACAUGAAGGUUGGAGAGAAGAUAGUGCAGUUCUCAGCAGAGCUGCAAGGGGUCUGUGCCCAGGGGAGACCUCUCACUACUCCCCCACAGCCCAGUCAGCUGUAUGGUGCUAAGUUUUCAGAAGACCAGCAGUGGUACAGAUGCAGGGUCAUUAACAUGGUAUCAGAUGAUCAGGCUUUGGUACAGUAUGUAGACUACGGGAACAGGGAGACAGUCCAGUGGCGGGAGAUACGCCAGCUUCCCAUUGACUUUGCCUCACUACCUCCGUAUGCUGAGAGCUACCGACUCUCAGGGAUGGUGUCUACUGGUCAGGAACAAGCACAGGGCAUUGCCCACCUGAGGUCUCUGAUAGAAUACCAGGCUGUACAGGUGAAGGUGCGCGCCACACCUGAGGACGGACCAAUCGAAGCUGAGGUCAUGGUGGACGGGGUCAAGGUCAGCCAAUCCAUGGUGGAGAAAGGGUUCAUAGGUCAACGACCUGUGAAACAGCCCCCUGCGAAACACAGUCCCGAAAUAGUGGACAGGGUGAUGGCAAAGGGAGACACCGGUAUAGCUAGCCGUGACAGAGAAGCACUGGACCAGCUACAGACCCUAAAAGCCAAGCUUGGAGACAUGGAGGGUCGCAUCAAACUAUUCGUUCAAGAGAGACACAAUCUUCAGGACCAAAUAAAUAAGCAACACAAGCUGCUGCAGCUCCAAGUCCAGGAGAUCCAGGAGAAAGAAAAGAGACUGGAAGAAGCACAGAUCCAGCUACAGGAGAGAGACGCAGCCCUGGUACAGCUGAGGACGGACAUCUGUGAGAAGGACAGACUGAUAGAGAACAGCCUCUCACACCAGGUACAGGCCGUCUCAGCGCAGGUGAAGAAAGUACAAGUCAGCAGGAAAGAAAUGCCGGUGGAGCAGGAUGUCCCUGACCCCAUCCAGCAGGCCAUCACCAUGGUAACAGACAAAACACAGCGGAUUGGCCCUGCCGACAUCCAGACUGUGGUGAGGGUGUCAGAAGCACUGGGGAAACUCAAGGGACUGCAGGAACAGAUCAGCUCAUGUAGUCAGGAGGAUGAAACUCUGACCACCCUGAUAUCUGCGAGGAACGACGCGCGUUGUGACGCCCACACCGCGAUCACAGAGUGUAUCCAGGAGAUGCAGAGUCUUCCGCUCCACUCUCGUCUCUCUUCUCUCCAAGACACGGUCGUGAGCAUCGAACAGACCUACCAGAAAUAUGUGACAAAUGAGGUGAAGUUUGUCGGCAAGGCUAGCACCGAGACGUUCCAGUCUUUCAUGGAGUGGCGUGGUCUACCUAUGGCCUACAGAGUAACAAAACUGACCCAGAAAGUCCAGAACCUCCAGUCUCUGCGCAGAGCAACCAACCAACACUGUAAGGAGGUGUGCCAGGAGUUACAGGCAGUGGUGCAGUUCCUGAGCAGCCUGUUGACAGGAGAGACAGGUAACGACGUGGAGACAGGCGCUGCAGGGUCAGACCUGGCGGAGCUGCUUUCUGAUUUUGGCCAGGUCAUGCAGCAGGAGCUGGCAGAUGCACAGGUGGAGGAGGGAGCUGACCUGAAGCUGAUGACAGCUGUGGUGAACAUGCUGCUGAACGACCUACGGGGGGAGAUGGCAGACAUACACAAACUACAGGGUCUGCUAGCGCGUAAUGUGAAGUGCCGUGAUGACAUGACUCGCUGGCUGACCUCCCAGCCAGACCUGGAGCCCCUCAGGCAGGUGAAGAAGGAGAUCAGAGCGAUCAAGUCAGAGAUAAGGCACAAGAUGGCCGACAAACAGGACCUGGAGGAGGAGGGUGUUACAGGUGCGCAGCUGCAGCAGGUGGAGCUGCACCUGAUGGACCUGAGAGAGAAGAUCCAGGUGGCAUUCAGCCGGGAGCAUCAGCUACUGGGAGAGGCAGCCACACACGCCGGGUCACACUUCCCAGAGCUGCCCCUUCUGUAUCCUGAACUCAACCUGGGGACUUUCAUGGAGAGUGAUGGGCUUGUGAAGGUUGGAUGGGAGCUGGACCACUACAACAUGUCCCCAGUCCCCCUAGCGCUCACCAAGGGAACUGCACCCUACUCUGCCGCAGUCCUCACCACUUUCAACCACAAGCCGGUGGUGAUAAAGGAGUACAUGAUCGAAGGAGGCGAGGGGUGGGAGAGAGCUAAGAAAACCGUCUUGGCGAGGGCUAAGGAGUUCCAUAGUUUCAAGCAUCCUAGUCUUAUAGCUGUGGAGGCUGUCUUCUUCAGUAAGACCAUGAGGCAGAUGUAUGUGCAGAUGCCGUAUUACCUGGGGUCCAGCCUGAUAGAGCUACAAGACUCCAACCCUCUCAACAACAUGGAGACCUUCCUGGUGUUGAAGGGAGUACUGGAAGGGUUAUACCAUUUGCACAGUAGGGGUGUGUGCCAUGGUGCUGUCACCCCUCAGUAUGUACUUGCACCAGGCCGGACAGAGGGCAUCCUGGACAACUAUGACUUCGCCAAGACGGCGACACAGCGUGUAGCCACACCGUACCAGACCCCCAACGGCCUGAGUUUCGUCCCUCCUGAGGUUGGGAGAGGUGAGCCGGCAUCAGCUGCCUCUGACAUGUACCAGUUUGGUGUGCUGGUACUGUGGAUGUGUCAUCCCACUAACAGUUUCAAUAGCACAGAUGCUGGAGUGCCAAGCCUCAAGGACAUCAGCUUGGCUGCUGAGCAUAGAGAGUUCCUCCCCCGACUGCUGCAGGCCAACAGUACUGCCAGACCCUCAGCCGAGACCCUUCUCCAGCUCAAGUUCUUCAAGGAACCUCCUGCAAAACUCCCACCGCCGAUCGAACACAAGAGCCCUGCCCUUCUUCCCAGUCUGGUCCAGGAUUUGGGCAGUAGCCAUGUAGCAGAGGAGAGCACACGACAUGACCUGGCAGCUACCAGCCUGACAGACCAACCAUCUCCAACUGUAGCAGCAACCAAGGCAGCCUACACAGCUCCAAGUCUGGGUACUUCACUGCCAACUGCUAGUGAAGCCCCAGUAGCUUCUCCUAGAGCUGCACCAGGCCUUCCCCAGCCCCUGAGUCCUGUAUUAAAGGACCGUCCUGCCUCCUUGAUCAGACCAGCCUCUCCGCUGCUUGCCUCCAGCCUCAGUAGUGAGAGAUCAACACAGGUCAGCCCUGUCUCUGACACUGCAGCAGUCAUCAAGGAAACAGGUGAGAAGAUUGUGCCAAACUCACCUGGUAUGGCAAAGGAAGAAGCUGACAGCAGUGCUGGGCAGAAGAAAUCUUGCACAGAAGGAGAGAAGGUCCCUGGUCUGUCGCUUGCGUCUCAAGAAAUCCUGAAGCAGCAGCAACUCAACAUCUUGAAGGAGAAAGGGGCAAACGUUCUGAUCCAGUACGGGGUCUCAUCACCUGAUGUCACACUCACAGACUCAGAACCAGCAUCCAACCUGCCUGCUGACUCUGACACCCCUGAAACGUCCCUAGACUCAGCUGUACCCCCCUCUACACCCCCCACGGCCAGGCGUUUGACAUCAGUGCUCACCUCUUCCAUGCGGGCCUCCAUGGAGGCUGCCUACCAGUCCCUCGGUCUGAUGAUGUCACCCACGAAGAAGUCCUCUAACUCCAGCCAGCUUUCGUCUACAUCGGGUGGGAACAGCAGUGUGUCAGGCUUGGAGGAGAGCCCAGCUACAGAGUCCACAGACCUGGAGGUAUCCAUGGCAGCUACCAGUUCCCCAGCCUCACUCUCCCCUCCCCCCUCUCCUCUUCGGACAACACCAGAAAUGGUGGAACAACAGUCCUUCUUCAAAACAUCACCAGAGAUCUUGUCCCCCCUGAGAGUUGGACUGGGCAGUCUGUCCUCCCAGCUGAAAGGCAGCCUGCCAUCUUCCUACUACAGUCCUAACGGUGACAUGUCAGCCACGGUGACUGAUACACGACUGGAUGGGCCUGAUCACUGUGAUGGAACAGAGCAGGAGCCACUCUGA
Branchiostoma belcheri (Belcher's lancelet) is the source of this 4543-nucleotide messenger RNA. RefSeq names its product serine/threonine-protein kinase 31-like. The record is from RefSeq and is a predicted model, not a curated record. The transcript is spliced from 31 exons. The coding region runs from base 119 to 4543 and encodes 1474 amino acids. Gene Ontology annotation, molecular function: protein kinase activity; ATP binding; RNA binding. Gene Ontology annotation, biological process: protein phosphorylation. NCBI's taxonomy places the organism in Eukaryota, Metazoa, Chordata, Leptocardii, Amphioxiformes, Branchiostomatidae.